This is a messenger RNA of Alnus glutinosa, 1248 nucleotides long. RefSeq names its product RING-H2 finger protein ATL54-like. Gene Ontology annotation, molecular function: transferase activity. NCBI's taxonomy places the organism in Eukaryota, Viridiplantae, Streptophyta, Magnoliopsida, Fagales, Betulaceae. The transcript has a single exon. Bases 98 to 1168 code for a protein of 356 amino acids. Gene Ontology annotation, biological process: protein ubiquitination. The record is from RefSeq and is a predicted model, not a curated record.
AAUUCAAUCAAAAAUUAAACACCUCCCUUAGAAGAUCAGGCACUUGCUCAUCUCAUCUCAUCUCACCUCUUCUUCUGUUUCUUGAUGCUCUUCUUUAAUGGCGAGGAAGCAAAGAAAACUCUUCCCUGCUCUAACUGCAUCAAACCAAACCGUAGACUGUGAACCUUAUAACUGCGAACCUUUCCCGGACUACUACUACUUCCCACCGCCACCUCCUCCGCCGCCAUCUCUCUCAGGCGCCGCUCAUUCAUCCCCAAUCCUUCACAUCUCACCCUACCUCAUCAUCUCUUUUUUCUUCUUAGCCGGCGUUCUUGUUCUUGUUUGCUACUACGUUGCCAUAGCAAGGUCUUGUCCCAGUUGGUGCAGCAGCCGGAGAAACAACGGGCCCGCACCCUCCCAAUCCGAAGGUACAGAUGAUCAAGGGUUUCUUGAUGAGACUCAGGUCGAUCAUCCCAUCUGGUUCAUCACCACCGUCGGUUUGCAGCAGUCGGUGAUAAGUUCGAUUGCGGUCUGUAAGUACAAGAAGAAUGAAGGGUUGAUUGAAGGGACAGAGUGUUCCGUUUGUUUGAACGAGUUUCAAGAAAACGAGACGCUUCGGCUCUUGCCUAAGUGUAGCCACGCCUUUCAUAUACCCUGCAUUGAUACUUGGCUGAGGUCUCACACAAACUGUCCUUUGUGCCGUGCCAAUAUUAUGACCGAUACUGUCAGUCUAGACAAUGUCGAUCAGAAUUCUAACAAUUUGAACGUAAACGAAGAGACCCAUAUGACCAAUUCUGGGAAUGAAAGCGACUUGCGUGAUUAUCAGGUGAGAAAUCGUGAGAUGUCUGAAAACAGGGCUGGAACAGGGGAUGAAGGUGAGUUGCUAGAGGUGGAUGGUGAAAGAAUAUCAAAAGAGGGUGUGAAUUGUAGCGGGGAGCAUGCUUCUCGUGCGGUCGGUCAAUCUGAAGGGAGCUCGAUUAAUCAAAUGGAGGAUGCUGAAAAGUCAGAUUUUUUGGAUAAUGCCAACAAGCAAGAUGGUAGACGCUGCAGCAUGCACAGAUUGAUGGGCAGUCAUUCUUCAAUUGAGCAAUGUCUGCAUAUAAGGCCUCUUUCUAUGAAAAGAUCAGUUUCCAGCGGUGGGAGGGUUUUGUCAUUGAGAUACAACCGGAGCCUGAGUUCAAUUCUGUAAAUGUAAAGUUUUCAACUUUUUAUUUUAUUAUUAUUCUUAAAAAGAAAUAGCUAUAAGUGAGGAAUCUGAGAUAUAUACUG